GUGGGUGCGAGCGGGACUGCAAUCUGCAUCGGAUGGUGUGGAGGUUGCAGCGUCGUAGUCCCCUGAACACUUCACCGGAUUGUUGUUCAUCUUUAGUGAAUGAACAGGAAUAGUUUACUUUAAACAAUUUAGCAAUACAGUAAAAGACUUGGUAGUCAUCAAAGCAUUAAGGAAAAUUGAAGAAAAGACAAAGGACGCAAAUGGAACUGGAGCAACCACGGAUAUAUCCGCUCGUUAGCAAGCCAACUAGCCCGCUGCUAACUUGAUACAUUGGAACACGAGUAACAAUCAACUGGCUAUGACUGAUAACAAGGAAAGGACAGUCAAUUUGUAAUCCAGAAUGAAUUAUUGAGAAUCAAAUCAAAUGUUUUAGCUACGCAUUUAUUCUUACGAAAGUAUUUGAAUGGAUUGGAUGCGUUCUGUAGAAUUGCUCAACAACAAUAGUUAGCCGGCUAGCUAGCUAAGGUUACUUGCAUGUUGAGUUGGGAAGCUAUCCCGUUAGCCAAAUAAUUAUGUUACGUCAUCUGUACAGUAGUUAAUAACUAGACGGUCAGGCAACUACAAGGUGGAUGGACUGUCAUCUGCGUGGGUGUGUUCGUGAAGUUAACGUUAGUUGACUGGGCAGCCCAUUAUUCCUCAUUCGGCUUUUUCCGACACAGUUUAGUAUUACACAUGACAGAAGUGAACAUGGGAGUGUAGGACAAUGGAUAUAGUUAAUACCGUAGGGAAGAAGUGACAACCGAUAUCUCAGGUACAGUUUAACGGUGGACCACAAUGCAUUAGGUCUGACGUUCUGCUUUCGGACAUAGGACUCUCUGGUUUUGCUGGAGCGCUUGCUAACAAGAACUUUAUGACGCGGGCUCAGUCCAUUAUUUCAUUUUUGACUGACCACACAGGUCACCGUUUCCCUAAAGCGUCCACAGCCCUCAUACCAUGGCAGCGGUUGUCAACUACUCACCGCCGUGGUGGGUCAACCUGCUACACCGACUCCCUCAUUUCAACCUUCAAUUCGAACAAACAAGCAGCGAUUUUCGCCCGGAGGACUCGUCCUAUCAACAGUCCAUCCUGCUGCUGGGAGGCGUGGCUCUAGCCUGCCUGGCCCUGGACCUCCUCUUCCUGCUCUUCUACUCCUUCUGGCUGUGCUGCCGGCGGAAGAAGAGCGAGGAGCAGCCCAACGCCGACUGCUGCUGCACCGCCUGGUGUGUCAUCAUCGCCACGCUUGUCUGCAGCGCCGGCAUUGCUGUUGGUUUCUAUGGGAAUGGAGAGACCUGUGACGGAGUGAACCGGCUGACGUACUCCCUGCGCCACGCCAACCGCACGGUGGCAGGAGUGCAGAAACUGGUAUCAGAUGGCACGGGCUCCCUGAAGCAGACGGUGGAUGGCAGUCUGGGGCAGCUGGAGGGCCAGUACGCCAAGCACACAGACUAUCUGUCUAUCAUCCAGAAGCUGCAGGGUCAGCUGGACGAGCUGGUGAGGCAGAUGGUGGAGAUCCCCUUCUGGGGCAACAGAGACAUCUCCCUGGAGGAGCUGGCCGUCAACAUCGAGCUCUACGACUGGUACAGGUGGCUGGGCUACUUAGGCCUGCUGCUUUUCAACAUCCUCAUCUGCCUGCUGGUGCUGUUUGGCCUCAUUCGCAACUCCAAGGGAACACUUAUUGGAGUGUGUCUUCUGGGCAUCCUGGCUCUGGUUAUCAGCUGGGCCUCCCUGGGUCUGGAGUUGGCUGUGUCUGCCACCUCCAGUGACUUCUGCGUUGCUCCUGACAUGUUCGUCACCCAAAUGACCGAACAGUAUGGAGUGCUCAAUAAAGACAUUUUGCAGUACUACAUGACAUGCAGUGUGGGCCAAACCAACCCAUUCCAACAGAAGUUGUCCGGGAGCCACAAAGCCUUAGUGGAGAUGCAAGACGACGUGUCUGAGCUGCUCCGCUCGGCCACCAGAGAGUACCCCCAAACUAAGGGGAAUCUAGAACAGAUCCAGGGGGUGCUGAACACCACAGAGAUCGGCCUGCAUCAGCUCACUGCCCUGGUGGACUGCCGAAGCCUGCACAUGGACUAUGUCCAGGCUAUAACAGGCUUGUGUUAUGAUGGACUGGAGGGCCUGAUCUACCUGGUGCUCUUCUCCUUCGUCACGGCUCUCAUGUUCAGCUCCAUCGUCUGCAGCCUACCUCACACCUGGAACAACAAGAGGAACGAGGCGGACAGCGAGGAGGAGUCCGUGUCCCACGGAGGCAGACUGCAGAACCACGACAACCUGUACCGCGUCCACAUGCCCAGCCUGUACAGCUGUGGCAGCAGCUACGGCAGCGAGACCAGCAUCCCUGCUGCAGCCCACACCGUCAGCAACGCCCCUGUCACAGAGUACAUGACCCAGAAUGCCAAUGCCUUCCAGAACCCGCGGUGUGAGAACACCCCACUGAUAGAGAGAGAGUCGCCUCCUCCCUCGUACACCUCCAGCAUGAGGGCCAAGUACCUGGCCAACAGCGGACCGGGUCCCAGUACCUCCACCCCCGUACCUCCACAGCACCCAUCACAGCACCAAGAACACGAAUCGGCACACCACUCACGACAGCACACUCCACACCGCCCACCAAAUCACCCAGCGGCGCAGCUCUAGACAACACCGGGGGCGUGACCCACCAACAGACACACCAGUGUGGAACCACCUAGCCUCUGGAAACUCUUCUCCAAUGCCCCUCAACAUCUCUGUGACGUCAUCGCCAUCCUCAUCCAGGCUACAGUCCCCAUCUCCUUUCCUCUUCACUCUUACUGGCCCUCUCCCCCAGCAACAACUUCAAACAUCUGAGCCAAAUAUUUCAUUUGAAGUGUGCUUGAUGGCAGAGCAAAGAAAGGAACACGCAAGGCAGACUCAUCAUGUAAAUAGUUCUGUCGUCAUUACAAUGUUUUCCUUAGGCCCUUUCAUGAUGUUUCCAGAUGGCCAGUCUGAGCUGGGCCACAGCGGAGCAGCUAGUCAGUGCAGGGUGAGGGCCAAUGGGAGGUUAUUUCCAGCAUUGUGUGAUCUCUGUCAUCUUCCUCAUGGGCUGCUAGUGGACUGACUGAGUGGUGGCCCUUGUUCCCCUGCUACCCCCUGCCACCGCCUCGCCUCAGUGCUGGGCCACCCUCGUGGCCCAGGGACAAUACAGACUAAUGAGGCAACUGGCCUCCAGUUCUUCAUAAACGAUCUCUGCUCCUUUUCCACUCCUCUGUCUGCUCAGUCCACCAAAUAUAAUCUUGAACGGAGUGAUAUCAUCUUACGUGAGGAUAUGUUGCUCAAACAACAUCUUUUGGUUUUAUUUGUCUGCCACUUGUGGGGUCUCCCUGUAUUUGAUAUUGUAUGAAAGAGACAUCCACCAUCAAAUGGUCUCCAUGUUACCCACUGCAAAAACCACUGGUUAUGGUGCUGUGAAGGAGAGAACACCCGACGAGAUAAUGAAACUAAACUGCCAUUGCUUUGGUGAGGACUGAGACCGUUAUGGGAAUAUCUAGCACUGAUUACUAUUGAUAGUGAUUUUGUUCAAUAUGUUGCUACGUACUGUUCUCUCUCUCUCUCUCUCUCUCAUUGCUGUAGGAGAUGUUGAGCAAUGCCUUACACAGAGAGCUGUGGAAAGGCCUAGAAACUACUGUUCUCUCACACCCUUUUACAGAACUAGGCCUCUGUCAUGGCAAGUUGGGAUCCAGGCACGGUUCCUCAACGGCCGGAUGUACCUCAACAAUACUAUGGCCAUGAUAUGUCUGAACGACAAAGACCAGUGUUUCUCAAGCAUUCCGUGUGAGUGUUCUUCAUAAUAGUGAAACAUCUCAGUUCCUCGUGUAAUCCUGUUAUCUGGAGGACUUGCAACACGACCAGUAGAACGCCGGAUCGAGGAAAGGGCAUUAACAUCAGUGGUAUUAUCCGUUCUCUCAAUCCAUGUGUCUGACGAGAUCACACUGAUAUAUCGUUACUACUGUCUAACCAGCUGAGACUGCUGAUUGCUUAUCCACGUAGACAUCAGCUUGUUAUUGCAUUUGUCUCAGACUGUGAGUGGGACCAGUUAUCUCAUUUCAUAAUGUCUUAUAGUAGUAGGUCUAUGACUGGAAAAGACUGGGCUCUCUUAACUCUUACAUUAGUCCUGACCUGCAUGUUUGUGGCUGUUGUCCCCCCCCCCCUCCCCCAGGGGGAGUGAUAUAGUAUGCCACUAUUCCUGGAAAAUGACUGAAGCUACAUAGAUUUUGAACUGGAGAGUUUUGCUGUGGAAAAAGACGAGUUUAUUUUCGAUUCCAGCGUCUGCUCUUGGAUGAUGUGAACUGAAAAGAUGGAUGAAGCUCACUGAAGACGAGGAGCUGUGAACGGUGGGACCCGCUGUCCUCUCAACAAUACCACAGACCGCUGUCAUCAGAGCUCUAAUUCUCAUUACAUCCAACAGUUUGGUCAAUUGAGGAUAUGCUUAAUAAAAGGUUCACACUUCUAUGGUAAGGUUUUGUUCCCAAACCGGAAGACUAUUCAGACCAGGAAAGGAAACAUUUUGAAACUAACAGAAGCACAAGCUUUUUUUUGUUCAACACACAGAUAUGAGGACUGGUUCCAGGUUGCUGAGAGACCAAACAAAAGAGGAGAUUUCCUCCACCAUUAUAAGACUCAUUUAAAAGAUCAUUUGCAGUGCUCUGCUGUUAGCCAGGUAUCUUGUACUGGUGUUGGUGUUCGUCUGCGUACAGUGGUCGGUGUGUUUGCUUGCCAGUCUCCUGUCCUCCCAACAGAUCUCUGACCGUCUCACACAGUUCAACCUCUGCUGAACCCUAUGGAUAUAGUCACAGACUGUAACAUCACGUUACAUCCAGUGUCUGGAGGCUGUGUACAUGUAUUAGUAUGUAUUUCUUCUAAAGAGGUGUAGAAUUCAUGUGUUCUAGUAUACGGUUAUGCAUGUUACAACAGCCAAGACAACUGCAAAAUGGACGUCCUAAUGCACCAGCAUUUCAUGGUCACAAAGAUGUUUUAGCAUAAAGAAAUAUUUUGGAGAGAGAGAAAAAAUACAACUGCGGUAGUUGUUUCACAAUGGGUGAAUUGAAGGAAUGCUGUGGUGACACGGGUUCACUUGUACCAUUUACCUUUUCAGCAAGAACAUCCUACUUUCCUGUGGACUCCUAAAGCAUGGUGCCUCUUCAAACGUAGAGUGAAAUAUUGUUGUACGUUGUUGCUACCGACGCUUCUCUUGGCGCUCCUUCGUUCUGCGUUGUAAUCGAUAUGAGAGGUGUGGUUCUUUCUUCAGUCUGUGCCAAUAACCAAACACAACACCUUACCUUUACUAGGAUCUUUUUAAAUGUCUCACGUAGGCCUGUUUGUACAGUUCACAGCACUAUGGUUGCCUGAGCAACCAAACGAGGAGAAUGAGCCCUACAUUUUGAACUGAAAAUUAAUUGUUAUUUUAUUCUCUGUGUGAAAGACCAUUUAUUAUAGUAAUGAUGCAUUUUUACUGUUUUUAGAGUAGUCAUAUUCUCUUUGUUAAUGUUGUAAUGCUAGACCAAUGUACAGACUUUAAAGGGAUACUUCGGGAUUUUGGCUAUUAAGCCCUUUAUCUACUUCCCCAGAGUCAGAUGAACUAAUAGACCACCGUCUCUGCAUCCAGUAUGAGUUAGAGGUAGAUCUGCGAGCCAAUGCUAACUAGCGAUAGCUGAAUGAGUGGAAGUGUAUGGUAUCUACUAGCAAAUGCACUAACGCUAGUGAGAAACUUCCUUCAAACUGCACGCAGAGACAAAAAAAUGGAAUAUACCAGUGCAUUGGACUAUGGGGCAGUAGAUAAAGGGAUUGAUUGCAAAAAUGCUGUAGUAUCCCUUAUAACAUGUUUGCUAAAUGAGCUGGUGAAGUUGACAUUUCCUUUGUCAUUGUGAUGAAAUCUUUUUUGCUUCAUUAAAAAAAAGUAAUUUACCAUUGAUUAUUUUUAGUGUUCAUUGCAUAUAUUACAAUGUGUAGCAAGCAGAACAUUUUUCUUGCUUUUAUGGGAAUACGAUUUAGUUUGUCUUUCAUUGCUUUGUUUUGAUAACAUUUCCCUGUUGAUUUACUCAUUUGUUUUCAUAUUAUUUUAAAGCAAUUACUAAAAUAUUGUACAUGUUAAACCUGUGGUUUUAUUGAGCUUGAACUCAGUGUUUUGAGAUUAAACCAACCUUAACUGUUGAA
Molecule: messenger RNA, 6144 nt
Organism: Oncorhynchus tshawytscha (Chinook salmon)
Lineage: Eukaryota; Metazoa; Chordata; Actinopteri; Salmoniformes; Salmonidae
Product: protein tweety homolog 3
Exons: 14
Coding region: 934-2613 (559 amino acids)
Cellular component (GO): plasma membrane
Molecular function (GO): volume-sensitive chloride channel activity; intracellularly calcium-gated chloride channel activity
Source: RefSeq, a predicted model, not a curated record